Molecule: messenger RNA, 852 nt
Organism: Condylostylus longicornis
Lineage: Eukaryota; Metazoa; Arthropoda; Insecta; Diptera; Dolichopodidae
Product: brachyurin-like
Exons: 4
Coding region: 19-846 (275 amino acids)
Biological process (GO): proteolysis
Molecular function (GO): serine-type endopeptidase activity
Source: RefSeq, a predicted model, not a curated record
AUUAUAUUGAAAAUUUUAAUGAAUUUAAUAAUAAUUAUUUGUGGGUCAUCCCUUGAAAUUUAUGAAUAUGAAUAUGUACCGUUUCUUGAGGAAAUAUCAAUUCAAGCAACAAAAAUGAUUGAAAGUAGAAUAACAGGUGGUGAAGAAGCAAUACCUCAUUCACAUCCAUUCACAGUUGGAUUACAUAUAUUAACUGAUUCUGGAAAAACUGUAUGGUGUGGUGGAGCUUUAAUUUCGAUAGAAUGGGUUCUAACAGCUGCACACUGUGUUAAAAAAGGAAGAGAAGUUAUGAUUUACGUUGGAUGUCAUGAUCGUACAAAAGACUGUUCUCGUAUGAAAACUAGUCGUAGUAAUAUAAUUAAACAUGAAAGUUAUAGUGGCCGAACUUUAUCUAAUGAUAUAGCUUUAAUAAAAUUACCUGAACCAGUACUUUUAGAUGAAAAAGUACAAACAAUAGAUUUACCAAAACACAAUCGUAGAGUAUCAUAUGUUGGUAAAUGGGCAACAGUUUCAGGUUGGGGUAUUUUUUCAGAUUCGGUAUCAGCACUUUCAAGAGUAUUAAGAGUUGUACAAUUACCAAUUAUUGAUCGUGGUACAUGUCAAAAUCGUUAUACAUCAGUACCGAUACGUGAAACAAAUAUUUGUGCAGCAAGUCCAUCAAGAAGAUCAACUUGUGCUGGUGAUUCUGGUGGUCCAUUAGUAUUAAAUAAAGAUGGAUUUGAUAAAGUUUUAAUUGGUAUAACAUCAUUUGGUUAUAAACGUGGUUGUGAAAAAGGAUGGCCUGCAGUAUUUACAAAAGUUGCACCAUAUGUUAAUUGGAUUAAAGAUAAAACGGGAAUAUAUUGAUAGCGA